Messenger RNA from Clupea harengus (Atlantic herring), 2124 nucleotides. RefSeq names its product zinc finger protein ZIC 2-like. Lineage: Eukaryota; Metazoa; Chordata; Actinopteri; Clupeiformes; Clupeidae. Gene Ontology annotation, cellular component: nucleus. Gene Ontology annotation, molecular function: RNA polymerase II cis-regulatory region sequence-specific DNA binding; DNA-binding transcription factor activity, RNA polymerase II-specific. Gene Ontology annotation, biological process: regulation of transcription by RNA polymerase II. The record is from RefSeq and is a predicted model, not a curated record.
AAGACUUUGUGGACUAUCACUGGUUAAAAUCAUUGACAGCCUUUUUUCCAACCUUGGAAAUCCAAAUAAUUGAUAUUUCAAGUUGAUUAUAGAACAAUCUAAGCACAGGAUUUUUUUUCUCUUUAAGUGUUCUUCAACUCAAGGCUUUUACAGAUACAUAUUCGAAUAUGUUUUCUAUGAGUCACUGUUAAAAUCCGUUAUUUCAGGUUGUUUUCGACAUUGUGCAUAGUGUUUCUACUCUGUGCGUCUGAAGUAAUUUUUACGCGCCGUGGGAUCGUAAAGUAAUCGCGGUGAUGUUACUGGAUGCAGGCCACCAGCUCCCUAGUUUAGGAGUUGGCUCGUUUGCGAGGCAUCACGAAAGCCAGGAGAGAGACUUGAGCUUCAUGGAGUCGGCACACAUGGGUGCGUUCAAGCUGAGCCACGACCAUUCUCCGAACCAGAGUUCGGCGUUCGCCUCCCAGGCGCAAGGAUACUCUGCUGCUGCGUUGGCUCACGCUGCAUCCUACGCUAAUUCCUCUUUCAGUUCUACGCGGGAUUUCAUCCUGCGGAGCCGAGGGUUUGGAGAUUCCAACCCAAGCAGCGGCCAGCAGCAUCCCAUCUUCAACCCAGCAGCGGGCUCUCUCCAUCACUCUCACGCAGAGAAUCAGGGCCAUUUACUUAUCCCGGGGAUCCAUGAUCAACACGGAGCACACCAUGGCUCUCCAAACAUGUUGAACGGACGGCUUGGAUUGGGGGAAGUCUUCAGCCGUGCUGACCAGUACCACCAGGUGUCCAAUCCUCGGGCCGAUCACUACAACCAGUACGGGUCAAUGGGACUGAACGUGAGCAUGAAUAUGGCACCUCACCACCAUCAUCAUCAUCCGGGCGCAUUCUUCCGUUAUAUGCGUCAAGGCAUUAAACAAGAGCUCGUCUGUAAAUGGAUCGACCCAGACAAGCACACAGACCGCAAGAAAUCUUGUGCUCAAACCUUCAGCAACAUGCACGAGCUGGUUACGCACGUCUCCGUGGAGCACGUCGGCGGCCCGGAGCAGUGUAACCACGUGUGCUACUGGGACGACUGUCCGCGGGCUAGCAAGCCAUUCAAGGCCAAAUACAAACUGGUGAACCACAUUCGCGUGCACACAGGGGAGAAGCCGUUCCCUUGCCCCUUCCCAGGCUGUGGCAAAGUAUUUGCGCGAUCAGAAAAUCUGAAAAUCCACAAACGCACACAUACAGGAGAGAAGCCGUUCCAGUGUGAAUUUGACGGCUGUGAUCGCCGCUUUGCCAACAGCAGUGACCGCAAGAAGCACAUGCACGUUCACACGUCUGACAAGCCAUAUUUGUGCAAACUGUGCGACAAAUCCUACACUCACCCAAGCUCCCUGAGGAAACACAUGAAGGUCCAUGAGUCUACGUCCUCAGCACCAGACGCAUCCCCCAGAGAGAGCUCCGGUUACGACUCAUCCACACCCUCAAGUUUAGUGUCCCCGUCCUCGGAGACGCAGGGCAACAUGUCGCCCGAUUCCGUUAUCCUCAGUGGUGGCCACGGCAGCAUGCCGUCCAAUUUUAGCGAGUGGUAUGUCCCAAUCUGAAGCUGUUCGUUCUCCGCUGCAGGGCAACAUUGAGAUGGAACCAGAGGAAUGUAUUCUGGGCAUAGACCAAAUACUAACUAAGAUGGAUACGCCUGGUAGCUUGUCUUGAACUAUGUUCUGCUAAUGACCAGGGCCGGGUUUCCCCGAUAACGGUGUCUCUUAGCAUUUUACAAAGACUUGAACGGUUUAGACCUACCUUAUUUAAGUUGUUUACUUUUCAACGCGUUUCCCAAACAAUCUCCUAUGAGAAAAACGUCCUAAGUGUACCUUAAGAAGCCUUUGGGAAACCCUGCCCAGCUUUAUACAGCCAAUCUCAGGUGGACAUUUCAUAGCUGUGCCUGUGUCUUAAGUAUGUUUAUAAUUGAUGUAAUUCAUAUGAAGGAUUGUGUGACCUGACCAAAGUGAUAGAGUUUUAUCUUGUGAAUGUAUAUGUUUCGAAUCAUGAUGGUUGAGCUGCAGAUAAAAUGCCGUGAUACUGCAAAACUGUAAGAAUAAAUCAUGUUAUUCAUUUUGUAAUUUAAUAUGAUACAGAUUAAACCAUAUUUAUAAAAGA